Messenger RNA from Colletotrichum higginsianum IMI 349063, 1611 nucleotides. Its product is annotated as Carboxylic ester hydrolase. Lineage: Eukaryota; Fungi; Ascomycota; Sordariomycetes; Glomerellales; Glomerellaceae. The coding region runs from base 1 to 1611 and encodes 536 amino acids. The transcript is spliced from 3 exons. The record is from RefSeq and is a predicted model, not a curated record.
AUGGCCCUCUCCCUUGCGCAGAAUUGCGUCCCUAGCGCCUUCAACCCUCUUGUUUACGGAACCGAGAUCAAGUCCCUGGAAUCACACUUGGUCACCAACUACAGCGCAUCGGUCCCUGAAGCCUACCGCUACACCUCACCGUCCGUCGAGCUCCAGAACGCGACCUUCUGCAACAUCACCGUUACAUACACCCAUCCUGGGCAGAACGACAGCAUCGUAGCAGAGGCAUGGUUGCCGACGGAAUGGAAUGAGCGUUUCCUCGCCGUGGGUGGAGGAGGCUGGGUCGCAGGCCGCUUCUUCCUGAGCUACAAUGCCAUGCAGGGCGCCCUGGCCGAUGGCUAUGCAACCAUCACUACUGACGCCGGGCUUGGUUCGUCGGUGGAGCCCAGUCAGUGGGCUCAGACGAGCCCUGGCAACGUCAACCUUUACAACCUGCAGAAUCUGGGCUCCGUCUCCCUCAACGAGCAGGCAAUCAUCGGAAAGUCGUUGAUCAAGAGCUUUUACGGCCAAGCCCCGAAAUACUCAUACUGGAACGGCUGCUCCCAGGGUGGGCGCCAGGGUCUCAUGCUUGCCCAGCGUUACCCGACUGCCUUUGACGGAAUCGCGGCUGGCGCGCCAGCGAUCAACUGGAACAAGCUUUUCACGUUCAUCCAGUGGCCGCAGCAGGUCAUGAACGAGCUCGGGCAGUGGCCCUUUAUGUGCGAGCUGGACGCCAUUACCCUCGCCGCCGUCUCCGCUUGCGACGAGCUUGACGGUGUUAUCGACGGCAUCGUCUCCGACGUCAAGCAAUGCCUCGGCACUUUCGAUCCCUUCUCCGUCGUGGGAGAAUCCACUACCUGCGCCCAGCUGAACGGAACCCGGAAGAUCAUUACCAGUGCCGCCGCCACUGUGCUCAACGCAACCUGGCAUGGCAGGGAAGAUUACCACGGCAUCUUGCCCGGAGCCGACCUCACCGGAAACUCACCGAGAUCCUUCGGCCAGCCAGGUAUUGCAGCAACGGACUGCACUGAGAAGGGGUGUGCUGGCACGCCCAGUAACCUCGGUACCUCGUGGCUUAAACUAUUCGUGGCCAAGCACGCAACUUUAGACAUGGCAAAGCUCACACGGGAGGAAUUUGACAGUCUCGCGUACUCGGGCACUCAGCAAUAUGCUUCUAUGAUCGAAACAAGUGACGCCGACCUGAGAGCAUUCAAGGCCGCCGGCGGGAAAAUGGUAACCUUCCACGGACUUGCCGACAACAUCAUUCCCCCAGGUGGCACUGAAGAUUACUACAACGCAGUGGCCGACGUCGACCCCGAGGUCCGCGAAUUCUAUCGGUACUUCGAGGCCCCCGGCCUGGGCCACUGCUUCGGCGGCGCCAGCGGUUCGCCGACCGGGCUCUUGCACCAACUCCGUGACUGGGUCGAGAACGGCACCGCGCCCGAGAAGACGCCGAUCAAGAUCACUGUGGGCAAUGCGACCCAUGACCGGAUCCUGUGCCCGUACCCGCAGACAUCAGUCUUUGACCAGGACUGCGGCGACGCUUCCAAGGCAGGGUGCUGGUCUUGCUCCGGAGGGGUUUCGGUUGCGAAUCGCGCCAAGAGGUCGGCGCAACGUUGGAACGAGUUGUGA